CGGUGCUCAUUGUGGCAGAAUUGCAGAGCACUGGACUGUACAGAGCAGGAUAGUCAGCAAGGGGUGGGGUCCGACGACGCCGACACCACACAGAUAUAAGCUGAAAGAGGGAAAGAAGAGAAGGACAAGAGAGAGAGAGAAAAGGGGGGACGUUUGCACCUGAAGAGGAAUACAAUACGGGAUGAAAGGAGACACCCCAGUGAACAGCACCAUGAGCGUCGGCCAAGCCAGGAAGCUUGUGGAGCAACUGAAAAUAGAGGCUAGUUUUUGUAGGAUAAAGGUAUCAAAGGCAGCGGCUGACCUGAUGGCGUACUGCGACGCACACGCCUGUGACGACCCCCUCAUCAUGCCUGUGCCCACCUCAGAGAACCCUUUCAGGGAGAAGAAAUUCUUCUGCGCUCUGCUUUGAGACAAAUCAGGGAUUGUUGUGACAAAAGUACAACUGUACAGUAUGUACAUGUCUGUACAGUGUGUACAUGUACUUCCAAUCUUAAUAAGACAUCCAUGUACUAUAGUAUCCUUGCAUAAAAGCUGCCGAUGUACAGUACAUAAUCAACUACAUAAUGUCUCAAACUAAAUACUGUAACUGCUAAUGUCUGUCUGUGUUAGACGGUAAGAACAACAACAACAUAAAUACCCUUAACAUGAUCAAAGUCACCAAGUUGCAGCAGAAGCUGAAAGAAACAACAAUUUCAGAAAUGAUGCAGUUAGAAACAUGAACAUCUCAUAUUCCAGUUACAGGUAACUGCUGAAAGAAACAACAGGAAUACUGAAGGUGACGAAGGUUCAUUUGGUUUCACAUAAUUUAACUGGGGUGCUAAACUCAUAAAAUAAAGGCCUCUGAUUGGUCAGUUUUGGCACUAAAAUGCCAGAGCCAUCACAGUUAUAUGGCGUCCAGAAAACCGACCAUUUGACAAAAUGGGGACAUUGUGGACACAACAUGCAUCGAUAAAAAUAAAGACAGGAUCUGUCCAACCUGUUUGUUAUUACAUCCUGCACCUAUCGUUUAUGAACAUUUGCACUCUCUACUGGCAGUUACAUGUAUCUGCAAAGCACAUCAGCUAUUUUUUUCUUCCUCAGUGAAAUGAAAUAUUUGUUUUACAUUUUGUUACACUUUAACACUUUGCUAAUUUCUCAGUGUGGAUGUUUGUGUAAAGGUGCUACUGUGAACAAUAAGCAACAAUUAUGACCACUGGGUCACUAUCAGAUAUUUUGUAGUUCAAUGACAUCGACCCAAAGACAUCUUAAAGUGAUAUAAAAUGUUAUAGGCAUCAUUUACAUUAU
Molecule: messenger RNA, 1284 nt
Organism: Thalassophryne amazonica
Lineage: Eukaryota; Metazoa; Chordata; Actinopteri; Batrachoidiformes; Batrachoididae
Gene: gng3
Product: guanine nucleotide binding protein (G protein), gamma 3
Exons: 3
Coding region: 182-409 (75 amino acids)
Biological process (GO): G protein-coupled receptor signaling pathway
Cellular component (GO): heterotrimeric G-protein complex
Molecular function (GO): G-protein beta-subunit binding
Source: RefSeq, a predicted model, not a curated record